Messenger RNA from Clonostachys rhizophaga, 708 nucleotides. NCBI's taxonomy places the organism in Eukaryota, Fungi, Ascomycota, Sordariomycetes, Hypocreales, Bionectriaceae. The record is from the annotation of a GenBank genome assembly.
AUGCACUCAACCAUCAACCCCGCCAUCCUCUACUGGGGCACCCCCGUCGCCAUCGUCUCCUCCGAGAACGAGGACGGCACCUUCAACCUCGCGCCCACCACCUCCGUCUUCUGGCUCGGCCACCGCUGCAUCCUCGGCCUGGCCGCCGAGAGCAAGACGCCGCAGAACAUCCUGCGCACCGGGCAGUGCGUCGUCAACCUCCCGGACGACACCCGGACCGGCGCGGUCAACGGGCUCGCCAAGACGACGGGCACGGAGGUGUUGCCCCCCGGCAAGAUCAGCCGCGGGUACUCUUACGUCCACGACAAGUGGGCCGCCUCGGGGCUGACUCCCCAGGCGUCCCAGGUUAUCCGCCCGCCGCGCGCGAGGGAGUGCCCCGUGCAGAUGGAGUGCGAGCUCGCCAUGGCGCAUGAGAUGUGGAAGGACCUGCCGGAAAUGGCGGGUGUCAUUCUCACGAUCGAGUUGCGCGUAGUGCGUGUUCACGUCUUGGAUGGCCUCCGCAUGAAGGGGUACGAGAACCGGGUUGACCCUGACAAGUGGCGGCCGCUCAUCAUGUCGUUCCAGGAGUUCUACGGCCUGGAUGGGGGCAAGAAGGGUGCGAGCAGGCUGGGCGAGAUUGGAGAAGAACUGUACCGCAUGCUAGCUGAUGCUGAUGAUAAGCGCCCUGUCGAAGAGGUUGAUGGCAAGGCCGGCCAGGAGCAUGUUUAG